Molecule: messenger RNA, 309 nt
Organism: Cetraspora pellucida
Lineage: Eukaryota; Fungi; Glomeromycota; Glomeromycetes; Diversisporales; Gigasporaceae
Source: the annotation of a GenBank genome assembly
GAUGAACCACACGUUGAAGACCUCGUAAAUAUUGUCCUAAUAUUAUCGGGCAAAGGUCCAACGAUCACAAAAACGAUAACGAUAGCUGAAAUACUUAAACGAAAGAUGAAUAAUUUACAUCAAUAUACACAAAUUGGAAGAUAUAAAGUUAGAGAAAAAAUCGACGAUGCCGUUAAUAAUAUUCUGUAUGGUGAUGAUAACGAGGCCACUGCUAGUUCAAAUGAUGAAAAGGAUGACAAUGGCAACACCGGUUAUCACUAUAUACCUUUGUACAAAAGCCGUGCCAUGCUUGGAAAACAUUCUGAGUAG